Candidozyma duobushaemuli is the source of this 2601-nucleotide messenger RNA. RefSeq names its product Hsp70 family chaperone (gene LHS1). Gene Ontology annotation, molecular function: ATP-dependent protein folding chaperone; ATP binding. The transcript has a single exon. Gene Ontology annotation, cellular component: endoplasmic reticulum chaperone complex. NCBI's taxonomy places the organism in Eukaryota, Fungi, Ascomycota, Pichiomycetes, Serinales, Metschnikowiaceae. The coding region runs from base 1 to 2601 and encodes 866 amino acids. The record is from RefSeq and is a predicted model, not a curated record. Gene Ontology annotation, biological process: endoplasmic reticulum unfolded protein response; negative regulation of hypoxia-induced intrinsic apoptotic signaling pathway; cellular response to hypoxia.
AUGGUGGCCCCUGGCUUGUCUUUUGAGAUUGUCGUCACUGAUGAAGGCAAGAGAAAAGACUUGAGUGCUAUCUCUUUGAGACCUACUGUUGAAAAGGGGGAAUUGCUCGAUGCUGACAGGGUGUUCGGUGCCAAGAUUGGCUCGCUUUGCUCGAGAUUUCCCGAGUCCUGUGCUGCUAACAUCAAGGCCCUCUUGGGUAAGCUGAUUGACGACUCCACAGUCCAGGAAUACCUCAAACGCCACCAUGGCGUGAGCUUGACUUCCGACAAACUGAGAAACAACAGUGUCAGCAUGCAGUUGGGUGCUGAUGCCAGCAAGUUUGAGUUCCCCGUGGAAGAGCUUAUGGCUAUGACUUUGAACGAAUUGAAGGACAGAGUUCUCAAUGAGUUGGAAAACCACAGACAGGCCAAGAACAUUGCCGAGGAUGUCGCUAUCUCAAUUGCUCCAUACGCCUCCCAGGCCGUUAGAAGAGCCUAUUUGGACGCUCUCCACUUGGCCAACUACUCCUCAGUUUUGGGUCUCGUUGACGAGGGCACCGCCGUGGCUAGAAGCUACAUCGGUAGCAGAAAGCUCAACGAUGAGGAUGUUUAUGGUGAGACUGUUAACCAUAUCAUUUACGACUGUGGUGCCGGUUCCACAACUGCCACAUUGUUCUCCUACACCUAUUACGAAAACCAGACUAUGACCUUAGACAUCCAGAGUGUUGGUCACGAUGAUUCUUUCGGUGGUGAAUUGUUGACUCAAUCUGUUUAUGAGCUUCUUUUUGAACGUUACUUGAAAGAGUUCAAGUUACCCAAGAAGCACACCUUGUCUCCAAAGUUGGCUUCUAGACUUCUUGAAGCGGCCGAAAAGGCCAAGGUUAUUUUGUCUGCCAACAACGAGUACAAGGUCACUUUGGAGAACUUCCCUGACGAGAAGGACUUCUCCACUGUCAUCACCAGAGAUGAGUUCGAAGCAGCCAACGCCGAGAUUAGAAAGAAUAUUGCUGACCCUAUCAAUGAAGCCUUGAAGAACAGUCCAUCUGGACCUAAGUCUGUUGAUGACAUCAAGUCUGUUAUUUUGAACGGUGGCUCGACUAGAGUGCCAUUUGUUCAGAAGGAAUUGGUAAACUUUUUGGGUUCCGAGGACAAGAUUGCCAAGACUGUGAACGCUGAUGAGGCAUGUGCUUUGGGUACUACUUUCAGAGCCUAUGAGUUGAAGAUGAUCAAUUCUAACCCUUACAAUGUCAUACUUACUGACAGAAUUUUCAGUGACUUUGAUGUCUCCAUCGAUGGUGCGCAAGAACCUCUUUUCCCUAGAGGAUCAGCAUCUGGAUCCACUGUUAAGAAGUCUUUGGGACCUGUGAACAAGAAGGCGAAGAAAAUUGGUUUAUAUGAAAACGGCGCUCUCUUCAAGACCUUCUCGAUUGAGAACUCCCUCAGCAAGGCCAAGAACCUUAAGUGCGACAGCCCAGAAGUGUUUGGUACUUUCAAGAUCGAUCAAAACAAGAUUGUUACAUUGUCUGCUCUCACUGUGGAGUGCAAUGAGCCUGAGGUUGAAUCUACUGAAGAGGAGACCGCAACCGCUGUGAAUGCCACUGCUCCCAAGAAGACAAAGACUCCUCCAAAGGUGAAUUUGCCAAUUCCUGACGCUGACUACACAAGUGUGAACCCUCUUCUGAAGAAGCACCGUUCAACCAGUGCAAACAGAUUGGCUCACUUGAAGCAAAAGGACUUCGAUAAGAUUCGUGUGUCGGAGGUCAAGAACUUGGCUGAAAGCGCUUGUUACGAGUUGCGUGCUUACUUGGAGGAACAUGGUGACCAAAUUCGCAGUGAGUUGGGUAUUGAGAAGUUGGAGAAGAUCGAAGGCAUCAUUACCGAGACUCUUGAAUGGUUGGACUACGAAAGUGACCACGCCACGUUGGAUGAACUUCAGCAGAAAUUCCAGAAAAUUUCUACGCAUAAAGCCGAGGUAGAGGACACUGUCAACAUGCUCAAGAGUGACUUGUCUCUUGAGGCUCUUCAGAAGGUACACCAGGAGGGUGUUGAUAUCUCUUCCCUGGUUCAAGCCUACUUAUUGGAGUAUGGAAGCCAGAUUAAUGAGGUCAGAAGCAGAUAUGAGGCUGCUGAUCUUGACUUUGAUGUUGAGAACGACAAGAUCAUGAAAAAGCUUUACGGAAGCGGAACCAGUGAGGGCACCAAAUUGGACAAUCACUACAAGGAGUUUAAGGAAGCCUUGAGAACUCUCUCAAACACCAUUGGAUUAUCAGCAAGUGCCUUCAACAAGAGAAACAAGAAGGAGGUGUUCCAGGAAGCCGAAGGCGUCAGAUCUUUGAUUGUGAAGAUGGUGGAGGACAUUUUGCCACUCCAGCUGAACCAUGAGACAAGAUUGGAGUAUUUGUUGACCAGGCUCAAGACAUUGACGAAGCAGAAGGAACAAAGGGAGGCCAAGGAGAAGGCAAAGGCUGAAAAGUCUGCCCAAGUUGAUGAGAGUGCCGAGACAGAGGAGGUGGAAGCGGACCCUGUGGAGCAGGCCGAUCCCGUCGAACCCUCUGAGCCUGUGGAGGCCAAUGGACCUGAUGACAAUGAGCAGGAGACAGAAGAAGUGCACGACGAGUUGUAA